This is a messenger RNA of Sorex fumeus (smoky shrew), 4332 nucleotides long. RefSeq names its product tripartite motif containing 37 (gene TRIM37). The transcript is spliced from 24 exons. Gene Ontology annotation, cellular component: peroxisome; aggresome. Gene Ontology annotation, biological process: negative regulation of centriole replication; protein autoubiquitination. Bases 256 to 3168 code for a protein of 970 amino acids. Lineage: Eukaryota; Metazoa; Chordata; Mammalia; Eulipotyphla; Soricidae. Gene Ontology annotation, molecular function: ubiquitin protein ligase activity; tumor necrosis factor receptor binding; zinc ion binding. The record is from RefSeq and is a predicted model, not a curated record.
GUGCGGCCACCGCUCGGCCGCCCACUGCGCCGCGAGGCGGGCGCGCGGAGUGAAAAUGGCGAAGUGGGGCUAGCCGGCGCCGACCCUGACGCGAUGGGGCGCGCAGGUGGGCCGGGAGGCGGCGGAGCCCCCUGACGAGGGCGGCGGGCGGUCUGCGCUACGCGGCGGUUGGACCUGGCGACCUCGCGCCGGCGGCUGAGAAGUCGGACCACGGGCUCGGGGGCUCGCCGAGGGCCCCCCCGAGAGCCGGAGGCGAUGGAUGAACUGAGCGUGGAGAGUAUUGCUGAGGUUUUCCGAUGUUUCAUUUGUAUGGAGAAAUUGCGGGAUGCACGGCUGUGUCCGCAUUGCUCCAAGCUUUGUUGUUUCAGCUGUAUCAGGCGCUGGUUGACGGAGCAAAGAGCUCAAUGUCCUCAUUGCCGAGCUCCGCUCCAGCUACGAGAACUAGUAAAUUGUCGUUGGGCAGAAGAAGUAACACAGCAACUUGACACUCUUCAACUUUGCAGUCUUACCAAACAUGAAGAAAAUGAAAAGGACAAAUGUGAAAAUCACCAUGAAAAACUUAGUGUAUUUUGCUGGACUUGUAAGAAGUGUAUCUGCCAUCAGUGUGCACUAUGGGGAGGAAUGCAUGGCGGACAUACCUUUAAACCUUUGGCAGAAAUUUAUGAGCAACAUGUUACUAAAGUGAAUGAAGAGGUAGCUAAGCUUCGUCGCCGUCUUAUGGAACUGAUCAGCUUAGUUCAAGAAGUGGAAAGAAAUGUAGAAGCUGUAAGAAAUGCAAAGGAUGAGCGUGUUCGAGAAAUUAGGAAUGCGGUGGAGAUGAUGAUUGCUAGAUUGGAUACGCAGCUGAAAAAUAAGCUUAUAACACUGAUGGGUCAGAAGACAUCUCUAACACAAGAAACAGAACUCUUGGAAUCGUUACUUCAGGAGGUAGAGCACCAGUUGCGGUCUUGUAGUAAGAGUGAAUUGAUUUCUAAAAGCUCAGAGAUCCUCAUGAUGUUUCAGCAAGUUCACCGAAAACCCAUGGCAUCAUUUGUUACUACUCCUGUUCCACCAGACUUUACAAGUGAAUUAGUACCAUCUUAUGAUUCAGCUACCUUUGUUUUAGAGAAUUUCAGCACUUUGCGUCAGAGAGCAGAUCCUGUUUACAGCCCACCUCUUCAAGUUUCAGGACUUUGUUGGAGGUUAAAAGUUUACCCAGAUGGAAAUGGAGUUGUUCGUGGUUACUACUUAUCCGUAUUUCUGGAACUCUCAGCUGGCUUGCCCGAAACUUCUAAAUAUGAGUAUCGUGUAGAGAUGGUCCAUCAGUCCUGUAAUGAUCCUACCAAAAAUAUCAUUCGAGAAUUUGCUUCUGACUUUGAAGUUGGAGAAUGCUGGGGUUAUAAUAGAUUUUUCCGUUUGGACUUACUUGCAAAUGAAGGAUACUUGAAUCGACAAAAUGACACAGUGAUCUUAAGGUUUCAGGUACGUUCACCAACAUUUUUUCAAAAAUGCCGGGACCAGCAUUGGUAUAUUACUCAAUUAGAAGCUGCACAGACUAGUUAUAUCCAACAAAUAAACAACCUAAAAGAGAGACUGACUAUAGAGUUGUCUCGAACGCAGAAAUCAAGAGAUUUAUCACCACCAGAUAAUCAUCUCAGCCCCCAGAAUGAUGAGGUGCCUGAGACACGAACAAAGAAACCUGGGUCGUGCACUGACAUGCUUCUUCAGGAUGCUUCUACUGCAGCUUCUGUAAGCGAAGCCAAGGAGGAUGAAGAAGAUGAGGAGAAAAUUCAGAAUGAAGAUUAUCAUCAUGAGCUUUCAGAUGGAGAUCUAGAUCUCGAUCUCGUUGGUGAAGAUGAAGUCAAUCACCUUGAUGGCAGCAGUUCCUCUGCUAGUUCCACAGCAACAAGUAACACAGAAGAAAAUGACAUUGACGAGGAAACUAUGUCUGGAGAAAAUGAUGUGGAAUACAACAGCAUGGAAUUGGAAGAGGGAGAACUUAUGGAAGAUGCUGCUGCUUCUGGACCUCCAGGUAGUAACCAUGGCUAUGUAGGUGCUAGUGGCAGAAUGUCAAGAAGAGCACAUUUAUGUUCUACUGCUACCAGUAGUUUACUAGAUAUUGAUCCUUUAAUUUUAAUGCACUUGUUGGACCUUAAGGACUGGAGUGGUAUGGAGAAUUUGUGGGGUUUACCACCUCGCCCACCUACUUCACUUUUGCAACCUCCAGCAUCAUAUUCUCGUAAAGAUAAAGAUCAAAGGAAACAGCAGGCAAUGUGGCGAGUUCCCUCUGAUUUAAAGAUGCUGAAAAGACUCAAAACGCAAAUGGCUGAAGUUCGGUGUAUGAAAACUGAUGUAAGGAAUACACUUUCAGAGAUAAAAAACACUAGUACUGCUUCAGGAGACAUGCAGGCUGGUCUGUUUUCUUCUGACCAGCCAGCUCUGGCUGCAUGUGGAACUGAAAACUCUGGCAGAAUACAGGAUUUAGGAAUGGAACUCUUGGCAAAGUCAUCAGUCAGUAGUUGUUACAUACGAAACUCCGCAAAUAAGAAGAGCAAUUCUCCCAAGCCAGUUCGAUCCAGUCUGGCAGGUAGUCUGUCACUUCGAAGAGCAGUAGACGCUGGGGAAAAUAGCCGUUCAAAGGGAGACUGUCAAACUCUGUCUGAAGGUUCCCCAGGAGGCUCUCAGCCUGGGAGCAGGCACAGUUCUCCCAGAGCCCUGACGCAUGGCAAUGUCACUGACAUUCUGCCUAAAUCUGAAGACCGGCAGUGUCAAGCUUUGGAUUCAGAUGCUGUUGUGGUUGCAGUUUUUAAUGGCUUGCCUAGUGUUGAGAAAAGGAGAAAGAUGAUCACCGUGGGGUUGUUUUCUCCCUCUUUGAGGACUAACGCGAAAGGAAGUCAUCUGGAAGGAAUGCAAAUGACUGAUUUGGAAAAUAAUUCUGAAACUGGAGAACUGCAGCCGGUACUACCUGAUGGAGCUGCAGCUGCCCCUGAGGAAGGAAUGAGCAGCGACAGUGAUAUUGAAUGUGACACUGAAAAUGAAGAGCAGGAAGAGCACACCAGCAUGGGUGGAUUCAAUGACGCUUUCAUAGCACAGCCCCCAGAUGAAGAUACACAUUCCAAUUUUCCUGAUGGUGAACAAAUAGGCCCUGAAGAUCUCAGCUUUAAUGCUGAUGAAAACAAUGGAAGGUAAUUUUCAAAUCAAGAGAAUUGACUUGCUAGCUAUCAGUACCCUUAAAUUUCUUAUAUGUCUAAAUUUGUCAUCAGAUAAUCAGAUUUGGCCUAUUUUUUUCAGCAUCUUCUACUGUGCUAAUACUUGUUCAAAAGUAGCUAUUAGAAAAUAGCAUAAUCCCAGUAUAUGACAUUCCUGCAUAGGAAAAACAAAUGGUGUGGGAGAAUUCUGUGUAAUAUAAUGAAAUAAGUAUAGUUCUCAGCUAAUUGAGUAAAUUAGUAUAUUCAAAAAGGGCAGUUUUGUCAACAGUAGGACAGAUACUGCCAGAAAAUGUACCUAGAGACAGUGCAUGCCUCAGUAAUUUGCUCAGUUUAGGUGCUCUUCUGUCCUUAACUAGACAUGCAAUUGUAUUUAAAUGAUGUAUUUAGGGUUUUAGUCAUAUAUUGCAGCUUCUUUAAUGCCUGUACAUUUGUGGACAGAAUACUCUAGGAGUAGAUUCUGCAUUAUAGAGCCUUUACUGAGGUAACAGAAGAUUAAUACGAGGUCUAAUCACCUCUUUGGUAAAAUCUCACCAGAGUAUGUUAACUGACUAGUUUAUUUAUUUAUCUUUUCUUGUUUGUUCAAGUGCAAACACACUGAUUAACGGCAUGUAAUCUUUUGUGUGGCUUUGAUAAAUGUAAUAUAAGUGAUUUAAGUUAAUAUGAACCAGUUAAUAGUUUUCUGAACACAUGGAAUAUCAUUUUAAAUGAUUUUUGCCUCCUUCUAAACAACUGUAGUACAACAAAUGUGCUAAAAUCCCAGUCCAUUAUUUUCAAUAGUCAGACAUCUAUUUUGGUGUUGAUAUUAUUUAAAGAUUCAUACGUAUUUUGCAGUAAUUUACAUGGAUCUGUGGUAUAAGGUCUACUUUCAUUUUCUCUCAGUUGCCCCAAAAUAAUUGCCAAACCUUGCCAUUGUGUUGCUGCAUUUGUGUUUUAGCCACUAUACUUUGUAAAAAUUAUACUGAAAGUUGACAAAGAUUAUUUAAAAAACAUGAAUAUACACACGAGACAGCUCAACUCUUUAUAUUUUAUUUAAUGACUAUUGUUCAUGUCUCCAAAUCUAAUGUCUUGCAGAAUGUUGUGAUCCAUGGUUUGCUUUUGUUCAAAAUAGUUAGCACUUUUGUUAAUAAAAUGAACUUAAGAAAAU